Molecule: messenger RNA, 1974 nt
Organism: Camarhynchus parvulus
Lineage: Eukaryota; Metazoa; Chordata; Aves; Passeriformes; Thraupidae
Gene: IGFBP5
Product: insulin like growth factor binding protein 5
Exons: 4
Coding region: 993-1802 (269 amino acids)
Biological process (GO): regulation of insulin-like growth factor receptor signaling pathway
Cellular component (GO): extracellular region
Molecular function (GO): fibronectin binding; insulin-like growth factor II binding; insulin-like growth factor I binding
Source: RefSeq, a predicted model, not a curated record
UUCAGUCUCUUUAGAAACUUCUCCAGGGGAAAAGUGUUGGGAGAUCUACAAAGUGGAUUUUUUUCCUCUUUUUUUUUUCCUUUCCCCCUGAUUUUUUACCGCUCCUCUGCCGACUUUGCAACAAAACACUCCAACUUUGCAGAAAACUUUUCCUUUUUUUGACUCUUUUGGUCUUUUUUUUUCUUUGCAAAUCUUGGAAGAGGAAAGCGGGAGAGUUGAACAGAGCCGAUCGAAACACAACUUUGCUUCAUACCAAGCUUCCCAGCAGCUCGCUGCGUCGGGAGAGACUUUUCCUCCUGCAGAAGAAGAGGGAGGGGAGGGGAGCUUUGCAUCCCCUCUUCCUUCUCCUGCGUUUUUUUUUUUUUUUUUUUCCUUCUGCUCUUGACUGCUUUGAUGCAUUAUUAGCAGGACACUGGUUUUCAAGGAACUUUGCUCCCUUCCCAACCUGCCUCCUCCCAGCCCUUUGGGAAGAGUGUGAGUGUGCGCGUGAGUGAGCGAGUGUGUGAAAUCGCCGUCCCACCUCCCCAAACACCCCUGCUCCCCCACGCCUCCCCCUGCAACCUGUAGGCUGUGCAACCCCUGCAGGCUUCGCUCCCUUUCCCCCCUUCCUUCCCUGCCUCCUUUUUGCGCUCCCGCGGAUCGCGGGUGCGAAUUCCCCCUUUCGAGGAGAGAAAAAGCUGAAAGGAGAAACGGUGGGGAGAAAAAAAAAGACAAAAAAAGGAAAUCUAGACGUCCCCCCUCUCCCAGCUCCAAAAGAAAAGCAGGAGGGUCUCGCACCCCGAGAAUAACCCCCAGAGUGGGGCGCCUGCAAGCAGGGGCUGCGCUUUCCUUUUUGAAUUUUAUUUUUUAAAAUUCUUUAAUUUUUUCUUUUAAUUUUUUUCCUUUUUUUUUUUUUUUUUUUUUUUUUUUGGCCCCCGAAGGGGCAAGCGGACAGCCAGCGCCGCCCGCUCCCGGCAGCCCCCCGCGCCCCGUCCCGCAGCAUCCCCGCCGCGAUGCUGCUGCGGCUCCUGGUGCUGCUGGGCGCCUGCCCGGGGCUGUCGCGGUGCCUGGGCUCCUUCGUGCAGUGCGAGCCCUGCGAUGCCAAGGCGCUGUCGCUCUGCCCGCCGUCGCCGCUGGGCUGCGAGCUGGUGAAGGAGCCGGGCUGCGGCUGCUGCCUCACCUGCGCCCUGCCCGCCGGGCAGCCCUGCGGCGUCUACACCGAGCGCUGCGCCCGCGGGCUGCGCUGCCUCCCGCGCCAGGGCGAGGAGAAGCCGCUGCACGCCCUGCUCCACGGCACCGCCGUCUGCCUCAGCGAGAAGAGCUACCGCGAGCAAGCCAAGGCCGAACGGGAGUCCCGGGAGCAUGAGGAGCCGACCACAUCGGAGAUGACAGAGGAGACCUACCCGCCCAAGGCCUACCGGCCCAAGCACGGGCGCCUCUCUGAGCUCAAGGCUGAAGCCCUGAAGAAGGACCGUCGGAAGAAGCUGACCCUGGCAAAGUUCGUGGGCAUGGCUGAGAACACGGCUCACCCUCGUGUGGUCAUCCCCGAGCUCCGGCAGGAGUUUGAGCUGGGCCCAUGCCGCAGGCACAUGGAGGCGUCCCUGCAGGAGCUGAAGAGCAGCCAGCGGAUGGUCCCCCGCGCUGUCCACCUCCCCAACUGUGACCGCAAGGGCUUCUACAAGAGGAAGCAGUGCAAGCCCUCCCGGGGCCGGAAGCGUGGGUUGUGUUGGUGUGUGGACAAGUACGGCAUGAAGCUGCCGGGGACUGACUUCCUGAGCGGAGACCUGCAGUGCCACGCGUUUGACAGCAGCAAUGUGGAGUGAAGCCACAUCCCCUCCCUCCACCCCAUCACUAUCUAUCCAGACUCCCUUCCACCCUCCCCUCCGCACCUCCCCACGCCCCGGGACUCCGAUUCCUUUCAUCUCAUGUAAGACGAAAAAAGAAAGGAAAAGAAAAAAGAGACAGGAAGAAAAAUGAAAAAAACAGAAAGGGAAA